AUGUUGCAAAAGUUGGAUGGUCUUGAGGAUAGGAAAUAUGCUGGUUACUGCUUGGAGGUUGAAGUUCCACAUGAACCCACAUACCAGGUUAUUAGCAUUAGGCCAUUGCAACAGGGUCUCACCAAGCCUCAUCCUCAGAAACCCCAGUAUGCAAGGCCUCUGAUGUACAGGGAACCUCUCGACGUGACGAUACCACUGCCAUGGGAUAACUGCUAUCAUCCUACCUGCUACGACGUUUGCGUUCGUGUACCGACGGAAAGGCGGGACUAUUCCUUCGACGAGGAUGAUCGCUACGAACAACUUCUUCGGGCUGGACUAGACGAUGAUCAGAUCCUUCGAGUUCUCGACGGUCAAGAGGAUCCCCUAGCUACAGAUGUGCCGGACGAAGCUUCGGAGACUGAUAGUUUAGCUAGCCCGAUGUUCCUGGCCAAGGUACCAAGCUCCGAUAAGCUUGAACAUGAACCGUGCUUCGUGCCUGUUAUGCGUAUCGACCACAUCCUAUCGAACGUCCCAGAAAUAGCUGAUCCAUCGCAGCUACGUGGAGAUCUGGAUCUUUUUCAAGAAAUCGUGCACGAGUAUCAGCUUGCCCGCUACGGAUCGGUCCUUUUCGACCCGCAAGAGGAUCCACCGAUUGACGACACACCUGUCCGAUCGGCAGAAUCUCGCGCGAGCUCGACGGAAGAUUUGAGCUCUGAUUCUCCGGACUCUCACGAACUGCACUCAUUGUCAGAGCAGUCUCCCCAGGUGCCGGUGCCGGUGUCUACUCGGAAAGGUAAAUUGAGAGUCAGGUCGCUCCUCCAAAAGGUGAUCACGAAUUUUGUCGAGGUCUUCAAGCGGCCCAAGGUUUCUCGCAAGUUGUGA
This is a messenger RNA of Guyanagaster necrorhizus, 861 nucleotides long. RefSeq lists its product as uncharacterized. The transcript has 7 exons. Bases 1 to 861 code for a protein of 286 amino acids. The record is from RefSeq and is a predicted model, not a curated record. NCBI's taxonomy places the organism in Eukaryota, Fungi, Basidiomycota, Agaricomycetes, Agaricales, Physalacriaceae.